This is a messenger RNA of Cannabis sativa, 1472 nucleotides long. Its product is annotated as tricin synthase 1. Bases 186 to 1043 code for a protein of 285 amino acids. Gene Ontology annotation, molecular function: O-methyltransferase activity; S-adenosylmethionine-dependent methyltransferase activity. The transcript is spliced from 10 exons. NCBI's taxonomy places the organism in Eukaryota, Viridiplantae, Streptophyta, Magnoliopsida, Rosales, Cannabaceae. The record is from RefSeq and is a predicted model, not a curated record.
UGCUCCUCGUCAGUAUUUUAAGGCCCGGCCCAGUCCUUAGAGUAUCCGUUUUUACAGUUUUCGGCUGUUAUUUCCUUGGCUCUUGGUACUGGACAUCGGCAUUCUGAGAUUGGUUCUUCUUCUAACACAGUUACUCAGUGAAAUCUCUAAUAAGCGGCUCUGUUUAACUUAUCUCUGAUCCAUGAAUGGCGACCUGUAGUGUUGGGCUUCAACGUUUGUCUGUGUUAUCCUGUACAAAUGUGGUUUUUUUAAGAAGACCCAACAAGUCGUUAUCUACAGCAGUUACCUUGGCGAAUGGGUUUGCAGCCAUUAAGUCAAACCAGAUAAUAAGAAGCUGCUCCUCUACCACCAAUGCAUUUGUGGUUGCUGAUGAUGAAAAGUACGGCAAUAAACAGAUUAUUAGUAUCACUCCUCGCCUUUAUGAUUACAUACUCACCAACGUUCGAGAACCAGAGAUUUUAAGGCAACUUCGGGAAGAGACAGCAUCUAUGCGUGGUAGUCAAAUGCAGGUGUCCCCAGACCAGGCACAACUACUUGCAAUGCUGGUGCAGAUUCUUGGCGCAGAACGGUGUAUUGAACUUGGUGUUUACACUGGUUAUUCGUCAUUGGCCGUAGCAUUAGCCUUACCUGACUCAGGUCUCUUAGUUGCUUGUGAAAGGGAUGCUAGAUGUCUUGAAGUAGCAAAAAAGUAUUAUGAUCGAGCCAAAGUUUCACAUAAGGUGAAAGUGAAACACGGACUUGCAGCAGAUAUCCUAAAAUCCUUGAUUUUAAAUGGUGAAGCAUGCAGUUAUGAUUUUGCAUUUGUUGAUGCUGAAAAAAGAAUGAAUCAGGAAUACUACGAAUUAUUAUUGCAACUGGUGAGAGUUGGCGGCGUCAUUGUGAUUGACAACGUCCUUUGGCAUGGAAAAGUUGCCGAUCCAUUGGUGAAUGAUGCCAAGACUGCCAGCAUUAGGAGUUUCAAUAAGAGCCUCGUGGAGGACCAGCGUGUAAGCAUCAGUAUGGUACCAAUUGGAGACGGGAUUACGAUAUGCAGAAAAAGAUAACCGCAUAGUAGUUGAUGAUAGGUUACUAAGCAGUCAAUCCAGAACAUAUGCUGUGAUACAAAACCAAGGAUUCAUACAUCAGAUGUGGCUAGAUGUGGGGAUGAAAUCAGAUGGGGAAAGAUUCAAAGGAUUUGCUUUAAUUGUUUGGCAGAAAAUUUACAUAAUGGAUCAAGCUCGUACAAGUGUCUUGUUCAGCAUUUCUGGAAAAGCUUGAGUAAGUUUUUGUGUUUGAAUUUGAAAAACCACUGGGAUUCAUGCAUAUGUAAUUAAUGUAUGUGCAUAGAGAGAGGGUACAUUUCUGAGCAAGUUAUUGUGCAAAUUUAUAUUCUACAGAGUUGAACUACUAUAACCGAAGUAAUUGGAAAAAUACAUAUUCUGAAAGCUUAAAUUGAUGUAGUAAAAAAAUCAAUAUUACUUUUAUUUCAGAAA